Messenger RNA from Amphimedon queenslandica, 738 nucleotides. RefSeq names its product ufm1-specific protease 2-like. The annotation marks the transcript as partial. Gene Ontology annotation, molecular function: deUFMylase activity. The record is from RefSeq and is a predicted model, not a curated record. NCBI's taxonomy places the organism in Eukaryota, Metazoa, Porifera, Demospongiae, Haplosclerida, Niphatidae. The transcript is spliced from 4 exons.
UUAAUUUUUAUUUUGCAGCCACCAGUUGUUGUUGAACUACUUGAGAAAAGUCCACCCUCAUCUGGGCUAUACCCUCUCGCCGUUACCAUGACACCAAUGACCACACCUACCUUAGUCCUACCAGUCACCUUUGAUUUGAUUGGUCUGUUCUGCAAUGAUAUCGACACUCGUCUGGUUGCUAAGCAACUGAAAAACAGACUACAGGAACAAAUCAAAUUAAUAGCACAAACCAUCAUAGUUGAUAAAGCUACUAAUGAUCAAGACAUUCAUUCAGUUUCUUUCUUUCAUUUCAACUUACCCAAUCAACAUGUCCCCAUCACUAUCCCAUACCCUUACCUUCCUCUCUCUACUGAUACCAGCAUCAUCCCUUCUCCUCUUCCUGACUCUUCUCUUCUCUCUCUUCGAACUAAACUCCAUCAAACCUUUUGCCUUCCAACUAAUCGACCGUUUCUACGAAAGACUAACAGACAAUGGUCACCAUGGAAACAGGAGACACGCCUGUUUGAUCCACACGUGUCAUUAAAUUUGACAGAAGGUGGCGAGGGAUUAGCUUUAGUGAAUGGCAGUUAUCUUUAUUAUCAUUACAUGCAAGAAAAGUUUAAUGACAAGGGUUGGGGUUGUGCUUAUAGAUCACUACAGACAAUAUGGUCUUGGUUUCGUUGUCAAGGCUACACUGAUGUACCUGUUCCUACCCACAGGGAGAUACAGGAGACGCUGGUUGAUUGUGGGGAUAAAGAG